Molecule: messenger RNA, 1269 nt
Organism: Aphis gossypii (cotton aphid)
Lineage: Eukaryota; Metazoa; Arthropoda; Insecta; Hemiptera; Aphididae
Exons: 1
Coding region: 247-879 (210 amino acids)
Source: RefSeq, a predicted model, not a curated record
UGAGAAUCGUAUAGUGUCAUUGACGACUUCGCAAGGCAAACUCUAACCGAAAUCAUACUUUUUGGUUACUCGUUUUAAAUUGUUUUUUCGUCGCGACAAACGCGUCUCGACAACAUACAUAAAUAUAUUUUUCGAGUUAUUUAUCCCAUCCGACUACACACUCCGGUUCGUUUAAGCUAUUUACGUCUCCUACGUCGGCCAACGAUUGAAAAUAUUUUAUACGAUCGGUAUAUUAUAACCGACAACAUGUGGCGGCGAGAGAAUAACGGAAAUGCGCCGCGGAAGGCGUUGUUCGCCGCUGCGGUGCUGUUGAUCGGACUGGCGGUCGUGGACAACGUCGGAGCGUCCACCAAGUACACGCUGCUCAGCAAGAACAAAAUCGAAGUGUCCGAGUCGAGGGUGACGUGCAAGAACGGCAACUCCGUGUCGGUGACCACGGGCGUGAAGGGCGAGCUGUACGAGCUGUCGUCGACCAGGACGAAUUUCUCGGGCGACAAGUGGAAGAGGCGCAUGGCCGAGCUGGACAGGGAACCGGACGACGAACAGGGGCACGUGGUGGCUUCCGUUUUCGGCGGGCCCAUCGAGACGUGGAACCUGGUGCCGCAGCACCGGAGCGUCAACAGGAAGAUCAACGCUCAGAGCAGCUUGCUGAACCGCUGGGACGAGUUCGAGAAGUGGACGCGCGAACAGCUGGGCAAAAAGAACGGCGCGCCCGUCAAGUUCGCCAUCAAGAUUAAGUACGCGACCAAAAACGGAUGCAGGCCCAUCGGUUUCGAGAUCGACGCGUCCAGCAAGGCCGGGCCCGGUUUCCAGGGGAAUUUCGACAACGGCCCGUACGGGUCGUUCGCCGUCACCAGCAGACCAAGGAAGAAGCCGUAAACACUCGAUCGAAAUCGGAAGCAGGAAGCGCGGGACCUUGAUGGAUCGGCCUACUGGUUCGUCCGUCGUUAUAUUAUAAUAUGUCAUAUAUAUAUCAUACACUAUAUUUAUAAUUAUUAUUAUAUUAUUUUAUAUUAUUUACGUUUCAAUAUUAUAUUAUAAUAUAUCAAAUAACGAUAACAAACAAUAAAUCAAUCGCGUAACGGAAAUAAUUAACAUAUUUUAUAAUAUUAAUAAUACUUUAAGGCUCGAGAAUGUGGUAUAGGUGUACAAAUAUACAUUUUAUAUUUAUAUAAGUAGUCGCGGACUUCGAAUAAUAAUAAUAAUUAUGUUAUUCGACUUUUAUUUCAUCAUAUUUUGUAUAAUAAACACAGCACUGCGAAAAUUUUA